CGGCGUGACGUCACGCCGGGCCCUGGCGUCAUUUGCAAGCGCCGGGAGCGGCCGGCACCUCGCGGCGGCGGCAUGAGCGCGGACGAUGAGCUGAGCCUGCUGGUCAUCGUCAUCGACACCAACCCCAUCUGGUGGGGGAAGAGGGCGCAGGGGGAAGCGGAGCAGUUCACCCUAUCAAAAUGUAUCGAUGCGGUGAUGGUACUGGGAAACUCACACUUGUUUAUGAAUCGUACCAACAAGCUUGCUGUAAUAGCAAGCCACACACAAGAAAGCCGUUUCUUGUACCCUGGGAAGCGCUGGGCUUUUGCCGAUCUCCUUGGAGAUGGCGGUAGUUCUGCGGAAUCUAAUUGUUCUGGCAGCAAAGAUGGAAAAUAUGAAUUGUUAACAGCAAUAAAUGAUGCAAUUGCAGAAGAGAUUAAAGAUCUCAUGACAAAAACUGACAUGAGGGGCCAGCAAACAGAAACUCUGUUAGCGGGAUCGCUUGCUAAAGCACUUUGUUUUAUUAACAAGAUGAGCAAAGAGGUAAAAGCCAAUCAGGAAAUGAAAUCAAGGAUUUUGGUCAUAAAAGCUGCAGAAGACAGUGCAUUGCAAUAUAUGAAUUUCAUGAAUGUGAUCUUUGCAGCACAGAAACAGAGCAUUUUGAUCGAUGCCUGUGUCUUGGACUCUGAUUCAGGUCUUCUACAACAGGCCUGUGACAUUACAGGUGGCAUAUACUUGAAAGUGCCCCAUAUGCCAUCCCUUCUGCAGUAUUUAUUGUGGGUAUUUCUCCCUGAUCAAGAGCAAAGAUCACAGCUUGUGCUUCCACCUCCUAUUCAUGUUGACUACAGAGCUGCGUGUUUCUGUCAUCGAAAUCUCAUUGAAAUUGGUUAUGUAUGCUCUGUGUGCUUGUCAAUAUUCUGCAACUUCAGUCCUAUUUGUAGUACGUGCGAGACUGCUUUCAAAAUAUCACUGCCACCUGUCAUGAAAGCUAAGAAGAAGAAAUUGAAGUUAGCUGCAUAACAACACUACGUAAAUACACCAUUAUCUCCUCCAGUAAUUCCAUGAAAUGGAAUGUACUAGAGAAAUUGACGGCACUUUUUAUAGGAUGUGAAAGAGAACUGUAUGCAGUCUUAUGACUUGUUUCUUACUGGAUAAAUAUUUAAAUGGUAUAUUUUCUACACAGUAACAAAUCAUUGUAUUACCAUGUAACCUGUGCUGUUUUAAGUACUAAUUCUUAAUUGUAAUAGUAACCAGAAGUUGCAGCUUGUUAAGAUGCAGAUCUUACAAAGUUAAAAGGUAUUCUUGCCAUUGCAAAGCUUCAUACCUCCAAGUUAUUUUCAAAGACAAAGCUCUGAUUGUUUUUAGUCCUAUGUUGGUGUAAAGGUAAGUUAUGACUACUCCUGAUGUGUAGGUUCUGAGUAUUAGCACUGUGUCAUCUGGGGACUUCAAAAUUCUGUUAGCCUUUGCUACCUAUUUUUUGAGUGAAACAGGGUCAGUUUCAGAAUAAAGAAACCAAUAUUUUCAAGAUGGUUUAGAAAUUCCCCCCUUCCAUUUAAAGAUGUUAAUUCCCCUGCAUGUGCACGCUCACAUUUUUCAUAUUCUUUCAUUCCCUUUGAUUGUGAUUUUCUCCCAGUUGGAUAUCUGCUCUUCUAGUCAAUAUCACUAGAAUAAUACUGCCUUGUAAUACAGAGGUAGCUUUCCCAAGGAAGUUUAUUAACAGAAGACUCUGCAUUCAUGAAUUACCUUUUUUUCUUUAUUUCAAAUGACUUCAAUAAAUGCAAAUUAGGUGGUUAGUCUUAACAUUGUAUUUUGAAACUGGAAAACACAAAUGUAAUUCUCUGUAGUAAGACAACAGACACAUCUUUGCUUGUUUGUUUUUAAAGUAUCAUGGUUUCUACCUUUUGGCAUUUGACAAGCAAAGAGGAAAGAUUUUGGAAUAGUGCUUUCUGUAUCAGAAGAUGAGGGUAUGCUGUGUAUUUCUGAAUGUUGUUUUGGUUAAAAAAAAAAUAAGAUUUCUUACUGUAAAAGGUAACUGCAUAGUUUGCUGUUUUAUCCUGCUGCUAGUAACUGAUGUUUUUAAAGGAAUACAGAAAGUUGUUAUUUCCUACUUAAAAGAACUUUCCUUUCUUAAGGUGCAUACAGGAAUUUGUGUAGUCUCAAUGCUUGCAUCAUCAGGUUUUUGUCAGCGUAACUUGUAAUCAGGGCCUAACUCUUACUGGCUUGUUUCAUCACCAAAAGCCAUUUUGUUUGAAGCCUGUAUUUAUAAUUUCCUUUGUAUAAACCAUUUGUAAUAAAACCUGCUCCUUUUCGCAUACA
Cygnus atratus (black swan) is the source of this 2295-nucleotide messenger RNA. RefSeq names its product general transcription factor IIH subunit 3 (gene GTF2H3). The transcript has 13 exons. NCBI's taxonomy places the organism in Eukaryota, Metazoa, Chordata, Aves, Anseriformes, Anatidae. Gene Ontology annotation, cellular component: transcription factor TFIIH core complex; transcription factor TFIIH holo complex. The coding region runs from base 73 to 999 and encodes 308 amino acids. The record is from RefSeq and is a predicted model, not a curated record. Gene Ontology annotation, biological process: nucleotide-excision repair; regulation of DNA-templated transcription.